Molecule: messenger RNA, 1371 nt
Organism: Rhizopus microsporus ATCC 52813
Lineage: Eukaryota; Fungi; Mucoromycota; Mucoromycetes; Mucorales; Rhizopodaceae
Product: serine-tRNA ligase
Exons: 2
Coding region: 1-1371 (456 amino acids)
Biological process (GO): mitochondrial seryl-tRNA aminoacylation
Cellular component (GO): mitochondrion
Molecular function (GO): ATP binding; tRNA binding; serine-tRNA ligase activity
Source: RefSeq, a predicted model, not a curated record
AUGUUCUUAAUUCAAACAAGACAAGCAUUCAUAAGAAAACCUUGUAUACGUUGGCUUAGUUCUUUAAACACACAGUUUCAGAUAAAGCCUAAAUUGGACUAUGCUUACAUAUCAUCAAACAAGGCAGUCUUUGAACAAAAUAUGCUUAAUAGAAAAUACAAUAAAAUAGACAUGGACCAAUUUGCAGUUUUAUAUCAAAAGAGACUCGACAUCUAUAACCAGCUAAAAGAGUUGAAUGCAGAACGUAAUAAACUAUCUAUGGCUGUCAAAACGGCUAAAGGUCAAGAAAAGCAAGAUUUGAUCGAAAGAGGGAAAAGGAUAAAAAUAAAGGCAAAAGCAUACGAAGAUGACCUAAAGGAAAUAGAGACUGAGCUGUUAACCAAAGGGCUCAUGAUCCCUAAUACAACACACCCUGAUGUUCCUAUUGGACCAGAAGAAAACGCUCGAGUGCUCAAGACAGUAGGCACACCACGCACAGGAAACAAUUUAAAAGACCAUCUACAGAUCACCGCAGACCUCAACCUGCUCGACCUUGAACAAGCAGCUGUCACAAGUGGAUCAAGUUUUUACUACCUUCAAGGCAUGGGCGCCUUCCUAGAACUCGCGUUAAUUAACUAUGCGAUGCAUAAAGCAGUGUCCAAAGGCUUCUUUGGCGUAUUGACACCUGAUAUCGUACGAACUAGUGUCGCUUACGGUUGCGGAUUUCAACCUCGAUCGGAUGAAAAUUCUCAAAUCUAUCAUAUACAAUCUAAUAAUGGAUCUCAACUCUGUCUGGCUGGAACAGCAGAAAUACCCUUGGCAGGAAAAUUUGCAGAAAAGACCUUUAAAGAGGCUCAGUUACCCCAAAAGUUAGUCGGCUUUGGUCAUGCUUUCCGUACAGAAGACGGUGGAAGAGGAGUGGAACCCAAAGGUCUCUAUCGAGUACAUCAAUUUUCUAAAGUGGAGUUCUUUGCGGUGACAACAGCUGAGCAAAGUGAAGAAAUGAUGGAGGAAAUUCGAUCUAUACAGGAAGACAUCUUUAGUGAACUAGGACUUUGCUUUAGAGUUUUAGAUAUGCCCACAGAAGAAUUGGGAGCAAGUGCAUAUCGUAAAUACGAUAUUGAAGCUUGGAUGCCAGGAAGAAACAGCUGGGGAGAGAUUUCUUCUACCUCAAACUGUACAGAUUAUCAAUCACGAAGACUAGGCAUUCGAUACAGAAAAGCACAUAAUGAGAACCAACAAUUGUUUUGUCAUACACUCAAUGGGACCGCCAUGGCUGUUCCGAGAGUCAUUAUUGCUAUAUUGGAAACAUUUCAACAAGAUGAUGGUACUGUUCGCAUACCAAGAGUACUGAGAAAGUGGCUACCUGGGGAACCAGAGUACAUACGAUAA